This is a messenger RNA of Dermacentor andersoni, 3931 nucleotides long. RefSeq lists its product as uncharacterized. The record is from RefSeq and is a predicted model, not a curated record. NCBI's taxonomy places the organism in Eukaryota, Metazoa, Arthropoda, Arachnida, Ixodida, Ixodidae.
AAGCUGUUGCUCUUGCUGUCUCUGAGUGGCCUCGCCGACUUGUGGUGCUUGUGGUGCAAUAUGCCCCCUCCCACCUCCAAGAAAGGAUGAACUUUGUUGCUGUUUGAGCUGAUACGCUGGCUGAUAUGCCUGUUACUACGGCUCAAUGACCGGAAAAGCUCGCAGUCGCGCAACGGUGGGCGCUAAAUUUGUUUACCAAGUUCGUCUCGCAACUGUUUCGUCGUGCCGCAAUGGUUUGUUUAGUAGCUUGAAGUUUAGUAUGGUGAAAUGUUUAUCACGAUUGUGUGGUUACAACAUAUCCUAUAUGCCAUUGCACUUAGAAGAAACACACACGCAAUGAGAUAUGAAACGGAGAAACUUCAUUACGCAAGUUGACGGCACAUAGCUGUGCGGGAACACAGUGGCAAAUUCAAACUGCGAGUGCAGAUGGCAGAACGAAAACGAAAUAAUAAAUCUUGUUUUAUCCUAAAGUAAUUUGUUAUUUAGUUAUCUUGAGUGAAUUGUUUAUCUCUUAUGAAAUAGCAAUGGGAUUGGCAUGAAUUGCCUCGCAUAGUGCACAAACGCCGAGUGUUCGAUACGAAAUCCGUGUGCGGUGAAUUUACACGUAUACGUACGUAAGUGGCGCCGCAGUUCAUUUUGCAUGACACCGUUCGUUUCGAACAUGGAUGCGUGCUUGGUGUGGUUUCUUCGAACAUAGCCAACAUAGAUUCGAGAACUUUACACUUUGAUUGAUACUUUGGACUAUUCUAGUACACUUUGGACAUAUUACUGUGCAGGCUGCUACAAGACAACGUUCGAUCGGCACGUUUCGUCAAGGCAAGCUGAAUGCUGAUUAUUGGACAUCUGCUGAAAUGGCUCUUGAACGGUGCCUGGUCGAGUUCUUUGCUCUUCAGGUAAAGAAGGCUGGUGGAGCCCUCAUAGUAUCACAAAAUGACACAAUCAAGAAAUAUGAGAAGUAUGCACCAGUCACACUGGUCAACUACAUGAAUUCCAAGUACAAGGGUGCACUGGUACGUUUCUUAAGGGGCCACAAAGACUUCUUUGUCUUCACCAGCAACAACAAGGUGUGUCUGCAACCUAAUUUUGAUGCAGUGAGCAUUCUGGUGAAUCCAAACAACCUGGAUAUCGUCCAGUUCUUUCUGGACCUUCUCCAGAAGAUAGGAGCCACACAAGAGCAGCCAUGUUCAGCGCACAUUCUGUCCAAGUAUAUUCAAUAUAUGAAUCAUGAUGCAAGACUCUUCUUUCAUAAGACGUAUGGCAACAGCCUCAACAUAUUUUUUACUCUCAAUGUUACCCACUUUCUUAUGACAUCACCUGAUCGAGGCUUUGUGUCCUUGAGGCGGCCUGUUGCCGCUUCAAACUGCAUUGCUGCACACCUCAGGAAAUGCUUGCACAAAAGCAAUGCUUUCACCUUUUCAAGUGGGCUCAGCAUGGAGCAGCUUCAGCACGAGGGAACGGAGACUUGGCUUCCUGACCUCAGGCAGUACUUUAGUGAUCGAUCAAGAACAAAGCUGAAUGAUGUCUUGAACUCUUACCCCAAUAUAUUCAAAUGGCAGCCCCGUGAAAAAGUGUGGCUUCGCAAGAAGUAUGAGAAGUGGAAUGACGCGUGGAGUAGUGCUGAGGAACUCUUACUUGCUGUUCACUUCAUGGAAAUGUUAAAGGACAUAGGUGCCAUGUCAUCAAACCCAAUAUGCUUCAACUACAUCCUCUGCAGCACACAGUCCGUUCCUCAGGAGUGUUCAGUCUAUAUGAACCGAGUUUUUCCUGGCAUUGACCUCAUUGAUUUGUUUCAUUUGCACCCUGACAAGUUCGAUCUAUCUACAGUCAACUGUGUUUCACUGAAGUGUGGCAGGGAGGAGGUUGAAACGAAAAGAUCCCCAGAACUCCUGUCAGCCUACUAUGCUGCCCAGCUGCUAAAGUAUGCCCCAAACCUGACACCUGAUCUCUUGAGUAUCUGUGCAGAGCAAGCCCCUAAGGCUGUGAGGACCUAUUGUGGGUCUACUGUACGACACAGGCUUCACACCAUUCUUGAUUCAGGACAGGAAUUGCUCGCCAAUGGUGCUCUAGAUUGUACAAAACUCAUUGACAUGAUCAAGUCUGUCUGUGGAAAACCUGUUUUUGGAGCAAACAAGAACAAAGGAUCAGGAAAAUCCAAAUAUUCAAGUUCAAAAUCUGCUGUUUCUGUGCCAGAAAAAGCCUCCACAAAGCAUUCUAGGAAAGAAAAAGAGGCUCCCGUCUUGGCAAGUGCCAUUCAACCAGAACAUAACACGCCAAAUCUUCAAGCCCUGAUAGUAAACGUGCCAGCUCCUGCCUUGGGCAGCUUGACCCCAUCAGAGCCACUGCAACUACAGCACAGAUGGCCUAAACCAGGGAGCCGAAGUGAACUGAAGGAAUGUGUGGCUACGUCUGGUACUCUAGUGAGGUCCCACUCGCUUGUUUUGAUACCAGCAUCACACAGCAUGGAGUUGCUUCCUCAAGAGGUGCCAUUUGGAGAAAACUGCGUUCUCAAGUUGAAGAAUGACAGCAGAAAGUCGGUAACUAUGAAAAGAUCCAGCUCUUUUGUGUGUUUGGCACUGAACAACUCUGAUGAUUCAGCAACAAAGUUUGUAGGUGACAGUGCAGAAGCUCAGAGAAACUCCUCCUCUGUACAGCUGUGUGCCAAUGCAGCAGAGAUUUCGGCACCAUCGACUUCACUUGAAAACACCAAUAGUUUAGCUGAGUUUAAGAAACAGUCCCAAGAACAGACAAGCACAGUUGAUGAGAAUGUUGAGGGAGCAAAUGAUGCAUGCAUGAUUGACGAUGGCUCCGAUUCCUCACCUGACUAUGUGUACAGUAAGAUGGAGUCCGUGCUGUCCGAGUUCAUUAAGAAACGGCUUGAAGCUAGUCCUACUCACUCAGAGAAUUUUACAAGCUUGCAUGAAGCUGUUACCAAAUAUUUUGGAGCUGUGUGUAGUUACGAGAUUCACCUAGCGGUGCUUUUUUGUGUGGGAACACUCAGUUUUGAUGGAACGAAUGUACAUUAUCACUCCGGUUAGCUAGGAUUGCAGUUGUUGCAAUGACAGAUUGCUCAGUAGCAGCAGCAUUGCUUACUUGAAUAUUCUUACUGUUGUCCCAUGAGCUUCAUUUAAAAUUUCCUUGUGAAUUUCACUGACAAAUUAAUUUUGAAAAAGCCAAAGGAAGUUGCUUAUGUCAUUUAUGGUGUAUGAAAUUAACAUAUUUAUUAGAUUGUUUUGCUUACAUCAUGUUCUUGUAGGCACAAUUUCUUGCACAUUUCACUUGGAAGUUCAGCUAAAGAAAUUUUUUUUUAUUGGUGUUUGUCAACUGCAUUCCUGACUCCUUACCUGAUGUGCAGUCAAUUACCUAAAUUGUUGAAAUUUAGAUUAGGUAAGAUUUGUCAGAAGACUAUACGAAACAACCAAAAUGGAAGUUGUUUCGACAAGCUGGUGGUACGCCAUUUCAUGUAAUAUAAGCCUUUCAGCGAGCUGAUACCCCGUGUUGCACAUUUGAAAGCACAACAUUCUUGUCAAGCCUUGUUUAAUGUGUCUUUCUGUCUUUGCGUUUGCCAUUAUGUACAGCAGUAGUGUCAUGCCUUCUGUGUUCUUCAUGCUAUUUUUGUGUCCACUACCAUGAAUUUUGAUGGACCAUUACAAUACAAAACACAGGUUUAGCCCAACUCGAUUGUGCUGCAAUCAGCAUACUGGCACAGAAAUUUGUGAAAAGGAGGCAGUGCACCAAGCAUGAAAAUUACCUGCAGGAUGAACUUAUUUAAGCCGAGCAGUAGUUAGUUGCAAAAUACACUUCUACUGAACAUAAAGUGCACGAUGGGAAGCAGUGCUGAAAAAAAAGAAAAGGAAGAAUUGUGGAUUACCUUGUUCGAAUGCGUUCAUGGCAAUUUUCAAUUCUGUAAUAAAUAUGAGCUAGGAGCACAAAA